Messenger RNA from Carassius carassius (crucian carp), 3354 nucleotides. RefSeq names its product NLR family CARD domain-containing protein 3-like. The transcript is spliced from 9 exons. NCBI's taxonomy places the organism in Eukaryota, Metazoa, Chordata, Actinopteri, Cypriniformes, Cyprinidae. Gene Ontology annotation, molecular function: protein binding. The coding region runs from base 123 to 3338 and encodes 1071 amino acids. The record is from RefSeq and is a predicted model, not a curated record.
CCCUUAAGCAUUUAAUACCGAAAGUACACAAUAAACAAAACCACGAUUUCGAGGCAUUAACCUAUUAACACUGGAGUGUUUAAUCAGCUGCAUAUUUUCUGAAAUGACGGUAGGACUCUAAAAUGAGUGCUCCAUCUCCUGGAUCAAGCUGCAAUCAGCCCAUGAAGAAUCUGGCCUCUGACCUCAGUGAUGAAGCAGUGGCCUAUGACCUCAGUAUCUGGAGUAGUUUGGGGCAGAGAUCAGAGUGUCCAGACCCCAGCUGUGUGUCUGUGAAGAGUGACACAUCCAUGAUGGAACCCAUUAAAUUCAGUGAUGGACCAGGGACCUCAGACUCUCCUAUCUGGAGUAGUGAGGGGCAGAGAUUAGAGUGUCCAGACCCCAGCUGUGUGUCUGUGAAGAGUGACACAUCCAUGAUGGAACCCCUUAAAUUCAGUGAUGGACCAGGGACCUCAGACUCUCCCAGGGGAGAGAUAAAUGAUCUGAUCAAAUCUGUAUCAUAUUCUGGAUCCCACUAUCAGAACCACAGCGGACAGAAUAUAAAUGUUUCUGACCUUCUGACCCUCAAAAAAAGUAUUCAUAAAACACACGCUCUGUUGGAAGAGCCUGAAGCCCUGAUACAGGAUUCUCACCAAUCAAUAGAUGAUGUCCUUCAUAGUUUUAAAGACCAGCACAAAACCAGCAUGAAGAAAAAGUGGGAGAGAUUAUCUGAAGGAAACAAACAAGAGAAUGUAACCCUCCUGAACAGGAUCUACACACAGCUCUACAUCAUAGAGGGAGAGAGAGAAGGAGUGAAUGAAGAACAUGAGGUUUUACAGAUGGACAAAACAGCCAGAACACAACACUCACAAGACACGUCAAUCUGCUGCUGUGACAUCUUUAAAGCUUCACCUAAAGCAGGAUUUGAGGAGAAAGACCAGAUCAAGACUGUUCUUACUAAAGGCAUCGCUGGAAUCGGAAAAACCGUCUCCGUGCAGAAGUUCAUUCUGGACUGGGCCGAGGGAAAAGCCAAUCAGGAUGUAGAUUUCAUGUUUGUGCUUCCAUUUCGAGAGCUGAACUUGAUCCGAGAUUAUCAGUACAGUCUUCACAGACUUCUGCUGGACUUUCAUCCUGAACUUCAAGAUCUGGACUCACAGAUUUAUGAGGAGUGUAAAGUUGUGUUCAUCUUUGAUGGUCUGGAUGAAAGCAGAAUCACACUGAUGUUUUCAGAUGCUCAGAAAGUUUGUGAUGUGACUGAGACUUCAUCAGUGGGUGUGUUGAUGUCAAAGCUCAUCAGAGGAGCACUGCUUCCCUCUGCUCUCAUCUGGAUCACCUCUAGACCAGCAGCAGCCAAUCAGAUCCCCUCCAAAUACAUCCACCGUCUGACAGAAAUUCAGGGAUUCAAUGAGCCUCAGAAGGAAGAAUAUUUCAGGAAGAGAAUCAGUGACCAGCAUCAAGCCAAAAUAAUCAUCUCACACAUCAGAAGAGCAAGAAGCCUCCACAUCAUGUGCCACAUCCCCGUCUUCUGCUGGAUCUCAUCCACUGUGCUUCAGAAGCUCCUGGAAGACGAUCUGAGAGCAGAAAUCCCUCAAACUCUGACUGAAAUGUACAUCCACUUCCUGCUGAUUCAGAUCAACAUGAGGAACCAGAAGUAUGAGGAGAGAGAUCCAGAGAAACUCCUGCAGUCCAACAGAGAAGUGAUUUUGAAACUUGCUGAAGUGGCUUUCAAACAGCUGAUGAAGGGCAAUGUGAUGUUCUAUGAGGAGGACCUGAUUGAGAGCAGCAUAGACAUUACUGAUGCAUCAGUGUAUACUGGUAUUUGCACUGAGAUCUUUAAGGAGGAGUCUGUGAUUCAUCAGAGGAAUGUCUACAGCUUCAUUCAUCUGAGCGUUCAGGAGUUUCUCGCUGCUUUGCAUGUGUUUUACUAUUAUGUAUGUGCAAUUAUGGAGGGAUUAAAGAAUUUUGCUUCAGUACAACAUUUGCUUAAAAUAGCAGUGGAUGAAGCCCUUGAGAGUGAGAAUGGCCAUCUGGAUCUGUUCCUGAGGUUCCUGCUGGGUGUCUCACUGGAGUCCAAUCAGAGACUCUUACAGGAUCUACUGACACACACAGAGAACAGCUCAGAGAGCAUCAGGAGAACCACACAGUACAUUAAAGAGAAGAUCAAGGAUGGACAUGGACUCUCCACUGAAAGAUCCAUCAAUCUGUUUCUCUGUCUGCUGGAAGUGAAAGAUCAGAGUCUGUCCAGAGAGAUUCAGGAGUUUGUGAAAUCAGACAAACACUCAGAGAAGAAACUCUCUCCUGCUCACUGCUCAACAAUCUCCUACAUGCUUCAGAUGUCAGAGGAGCCGCUGGAUGAGCUGGACCUCAUGAAAUACAACACAUCAGAUGAAGGGAGAAGAAGACUGAUACCAGCUGCCAGCAGCUGCACUAAAGCCCUUCUUUCUGGCUGUAAUCUAACUGACCAGGACUGUGAAAGUGUGUCAUCAGCUCUAAAAUCCUCAAACUCUGCCCUGAGAGAGUUGGAUCUGAGUAACAAUGACCUGCAGGAUUCAGGAGUGAAGCUGCUCUCUGAUGGAUUGAAGUGUGAAAAUUGUCAGCUAAAGAAACUAAGGUUGUCGGGCUGUAUGGUGACAGAGGAAGGCUGUGGUUAUUUGUCUUCAGCUCUGAGUUCAAACCCCUCACAUCUGAGAGAGCUGGAUCUGAGCUACAAUCACCCAGGACCAUCAGGAGUCCAGCUGCUCAAACACAAACUGGAGGAUACAAACUACCAGCUGCAGAUACUCAAUGUGGACCAUGGAGAACAUUUCAGGAUCAGACCAGGACUGAGAAAAUAUGCCUGUGAUCUCACACUGGAUCCAAACACAGCACACACUCAACUCAUCUUGUGUGAGAAGAACAAAACAGCAACAUGUAAGAAAGAGCAUCAACAAUAUCCUGAUCAUCCAGAGAGAUUUGAGAACUGUGAGCAGGUUAUGUGCAGAGAGAGACUGACUGGACGCUGUUACUGGGAGGUUGAAUGGCGCGGCACAGGGCAUGUAGCAAUGACAUAUAAAAGAAUCUGCAGGAAAGGAGGAAGUAACUGUAGGUUUGGACGGAAUGAAAUGUCAUGGAGUCUUUAUUGUAGUGAUAACUUGUACACUUUUUGGUGCAAUAAUAAGACAACUGACAUUCCUGCCCCUACAUCACGCUCUAAUAGAGUAGGAGUGUAUCUGGACUGGUCGGCUGGCUCUCUGUCCUUCUACUGCAUCUAUGACACACACACACUCAUACACAUACACACAUUCAACACCACAUUCACUGAACCCAUCUAUGCUGGAAUUGUAGUUUAUCCUGAUUGUUCAGUUUUUCUGUGUGAGAAUUAACAGCCUUCUGUGAGAA